AUGUCCUAUCCCUCUACUGUCAAGGCCGUCGGUAUCAAGGAGACGGGCGACUACGAUGCAAUCCAAGACCUCGAGCUUCCCUUCCCUGAGGUCAAGCCGACCGAUCUGCUGAUCAAGGUCCAAUAUGCCGGCGUGAACUUCAUCGACACCUACUUCAGAUCGGGACUGUACAAAACACCCUUCCUGCCUUUCCCUAUCGCGGGAGAAGCAGCUGGGAUCAUCGCAGAACUGCCUACUGAUGAAGCUCUGCUUCAGAACGAGACUUACAAGAAACGCGGGUUCAAGAAGGGAGGUAGAGUCGCACUGAGCUACCGCGGCUCACUCAAGGAAUACGUCUCUGUUCCGUGGGAUGAGUUGGUUGUGCCCGUGCCCGACGAGUUUCCAACACGCGUAGCGGCCGCGGCAUUCAUCCAGGGAAUCACGACGAUCGCCCAGCUGACGGAGAGCUAUGAAGUGAAGAAAGGCGAUAUCGUCAUGAUACACACGAUAGCCGGUGGCGUGGGCCUUCUGCAUGCCCAGUAUGCAAAGCUGAAGGGCGCAACUGUGAUUGGGACGACUUCUACGCCAGAGAAGGCUCAGCUCGCGAAGGCACAUGGUGCAGACCAUGUCAUUCUAUACAAAAACGAAAACGUCGUCGAGCGCGUCCUUGAGCUAACCGGCGGGGAAGGUGCUCAUGUUGUAUAUGAUGGCGUUGGGAAGGACACGUUCGAAGCUAGUCUUCAGAUGUUAAGGCGCAAAGGGACACUGUGCUCCUUCGGAAAUGCCAGUGGCGCUGUGCCACCAUUCCCCCUGAUGAAGCUCACCCCGAAGAACAUCACCGUCCUCCGCCCUACCGUCUUCAACUAUGUGUACACAGUCGAAGAGAAAGACACCCUCAGCAAAGAGCUGCUUGACUUAGUGACAAGCGAUCAACUCAGAAUCAAUAUUCACGGCGAAUACCCAUUCACGGCCGAAGGUGUCAAAGCGGCGCAGAAAGAUCUAGUGGGCGGAAAAACGACGGGCAAACUCCUCAUCAAGGUGGCGGACGAGUAG
Peniophora sp. CBMAI 1063 is the source of this 1032-nucleotide messenger RNA. Lineage: Eukaryota; Fungi; Basidiomycota; Agaricomycetes; Russulales; Peniophoraceae. The record is from the annotation of a GenBank genome assembly.